GCUGGCGAGGAGGAAGAAGCCCGAGUGAGCCCGAGGCUGGCGGGGCCGGAGCUGCCAGGCUGCUGCUGCCGCCGCCGCCGCCAGGGAGAAGUCGCGUCUGCUCAGGGUGACAUCAGUGAUCAUGAAGCCUUGGGUCUCCUCCUUGCUGCUGGCCUGGAUCAGUAUUUUGCACUGCACAUGGGCUGAGUUCUUUACCUCAAUUGGUCAGAUGACAGACUUGAUUUAUGCAGAGAAAGACCUGGUUCAGUCUCUGAAAGAAUAUAUCAGAGCAGAAGAAGCCAGACUCUUCAAGAUUAAAAGCUGGGCUGAAAAAAUGGAUAUUUUGACAAGUAAAUCAACUUCUGAUCCUGAGGGCUACUUGUCUCACCCAGUAAAUGCCUACAAACUAGUGAAGCGUCUAAAUACAGAUUGGCCGGCUUUAGAGAACAUGGUCUUACAGGAUUCAACCACUGAUUUUAUUGCCAAUCUUACCGUGCAGCGCCAGUUCUUCCCCACAGAAGAGGAUGAAACAGGGGCAGCCAAGGCAUUAAUGCGUCUUCAGGAUACAUACAAAUUGGAUCCUGACACUAUUUCCAAGGGGGACCUGCCAGGGACCAAGUACCGUUCUACCCUGAGUGCGGAUGACAGCUUUGGCAUGGGUAAGACAGCCUACAAUGAUGGGGACUACUACCACACUGUUCUGUGGAUGCAGCAGGCGCUGAAGCAGCAUGAUGAUGGUGAGGAUGCUGUGACAUCUAAAGUUGAAAUCUUGGACUACCUCAGCUAUGCCGUCUUUCAGCUUGGGGACAUUCACAGGGCAGUGGAACUCACUCGUCGCUUGAUUUCUCUAGACCCUAGUCAUGAAAGAGCUGGGGGGAAUCUGCGGUACUUUGAGAAGCUGUUAGAGGAAGAAAGGCUUGGAAAGAGGUUAAAUAAGACAUCAGAGACUCAACCAGCAACACAGGGAGGCAUCUAUGAGAGGCCUCCAGACUACCUGCCUGAGAGAGAUGUCUACGAAGCUCUUUGCCGAGGGGAAGGCAUUAAACUGACACCACGGAGACAAAAGAGACUUUUCUGUCGAUACCAUGAUGGCAACAGGACACCCCAGCUGCUGAUUGCACCCUUUAAGGAGGAGGAUGAAUGGGACAGCCCACACAUUGUAAGAUACUAUGAUGUCCUAUCAGAUGAGGAGAUUGAGAGGAUCAAGGAACUUGCCAAGCCUAAACUGGCAAGAGCUACGGUCCGCGACCCAAAGACAGGUGUCCUCACUGUGGCCAACUACAGAGUUUCCAAAAGCUCAUGGCUAGAGGAAGAUGAUGAUCCUGUCAUUGCCCAACUGAACAGAAGAAUGCAUUACAUCACGGGAUUAUCUGUGAAGACAGCUGAGUUGCUACAGGUUGCUAAUUAUGGAAUGGGAGGACAGUACGAGCCACAUUUUGACUUCUCCAGGAAAGGUGAGCAAGAUGCUUUCAAGCAUUUAGGGACGGGGAAUCGUGUGGCCACAUUCUUAAACUACAUGAGUGAUGUUGAAGCUGGUGGGGCCACAGUAUUCCCAGACUUUGGGGCAACAAUUUGGCCCAAAAAGGGCACGUCAGUAUUCUGGUAUAAUCUCUUCCGCAGCGGGGAGGGCGACUACCGGACACGACAUGCGGCCUGCCCAGUGCUUGUUGGCAGUAAAUGGGUUUCCAAUAAGUGGUUCCAUGAGCGGGGGCAGGAGUUCUUGAGACCAUGUGGAUCAACAGAAGUCGACUGAUCUCCCUUCAAGCUCCAGCUACCCCAGUGUUCUUUCAAUGCCUUUCCCUGCCCUUCUAGAUCAGUCUUUUGGCUAGGGCAGCACAGGAUCGUCUCAACCAGUCUCUCAAGAAGUGACCAUUUGUGAGCAAAGUAAAGGUAGACUGGGAAGAGAAGGGGGGGGGGGGUCAUUGUACUCCUUCCCCCUAUACACAAAGUGACCUCCACUGUCUCUCCCUGCUAGCCUCUGGCUGUCCAGUAGUGAUGCAGGAUGUGUGGCUGCCAAGCCAGUCUAUCUGGUUCUGUGACGAUAUUUCCCACAUGGUUUUGAUACUGAAUAUUCCUCAAACCAAAGUUUGAAACAUUAUGUGUUCAUUUAAUUUUAUUGUGUUUCUAUGGCUUGUGGACUUUACCUGGAAAUAAAUAUUUCUAAAUAAA
Messenger RNA from Antechinus flavipes (yellow-footed antechinus), 2148 nucleotides. RefSeq names its product prolyl 4-hydroxylase subunit alpha 2 (gene P4HA2). NCBI's taxonomy places the organism in Eukaryota, Metazoa, Chordata, Mammalia, Dasyuromorphia, Dasyuridae. Gene Ontology annotation, cellular component: endoplasmic reticulum. The transcript has 15 exons. The record is from RefSeq and is a predicted model, not a curated record. Gene Ontology annotation, biological process: peptidyl-proline hydroxylation to 4-hydroxy-L-proline. Gene Ontology annotation, molecular function: iron ion binding; protein binding; L-ascorbic acid binding. The coding region runs from base 122 to 1732 and encodes 536 amino acids.